Messenger RNA from Lacerta agilis (Sand lizard), 1580 nucleotides. RefSeq names its product very-long-chain enoyl-CoA reductase-like. The transcript is spliced from 13 exons. Gene Ontology annotation, biological process: very long-chain fatty acid biosynthetic process. The record is from RefSeq and is a predicted model, not a curated record. Lineage: Eukaryota; Metazoa; Chordata; Lepidosauria; Squamata; Lacertidae. Gene Ontology annotation, molecular function: oxidoreductase activity, acting on the CH-CH group of donors. Bases 305 to 1414 code for a protein of 369 amino acids.
CCACCUCCUCCAUCCUCCCCCCUCCAGGGGAUGGGGCGGGAGUGAUGGAUGAAGGCGUAAACUGGCCGAGCACCGCUGCCCGCCCCGGUCUGGACGCGCCCUCCACCUUCUCCCCUGCAGGGCUUCCUCCUCCUGGGGCUAAGGAAUCACCUGACCGUCCGGAAGACCGUCCGGGCGCCCCCCCAAUUAAAGUGCAUCCGCGGCGCAGACGGGAGGAGGAGGUGGAGGUGGCGCCGGCGCCGGCGGUGCCGAUUGCAUCCCCUACGCCGGUAGCUGGAGUCGGGGCCGGGCAGCCGCCUGCAAAAUGGGCAGCAGGAUUACUUUCUUCGAGGUUGAAAUCCUUGAUUGGAAGACAAAGCAACAAUUAUGCUUUCUGGAAAAGGUUGAGCCAAAUGCUACAAUAAGUGAUAUCAGGCUAAUGUUCCAUAAAUUAUAUCCUCAGUGGUAUCCCUCAAGGCAGUCUAUAAGGCUUGAUCCCAAAGGAAAAUCACUGAGGGAUGAAGAAGCCCUUCAGCUGCUUCCUGUUGGCACAACCGCUACGCUCUAUUUUAAAGAUUUAGGGCCCCAAAUAGGAUGGACAAUGGUAUUCUUGAUAGAAUAUACGGGCCCAUUGUUCAUCUAUUUUGCGUUUUAUUUCCGUAUGCCUUUUAUCUAUGGCCUGGAUGACAGGUUUUCCUCGAGCCGGCACCCCGUAGUUAACUUGGCAUGUAUCUGCCAUUCUUUCCACUACAUCAAAAGGUUGAUUGAAACAAUAUUUGUUCAUCGGUUCUCCCAUGGGACUAUGCCACUGAGGAAUAUUGUUAAGAAUUGUUUCUAUUACUGGGGAUUCGCUGCCUGGCUUGCUUAUUAUAUCAACCAUCCUCUUUACACACCGCCCUCUUAUGGACAAAAGCAGGUCAACCUCGCUUUGAUCAUGUUCCUGACAUGUGAAGCUGGAAACUUUUCUAUCCAUGUUGCACUUAGUAAUUUGAGAAGAGAUGGUAAAAGAUCCAAGACCAGUAAGAUCCCUUAUCCGACGAAGAAUCCUUUCACAUGGCUGUUUUAUUUUGUGUCCUGCCCUAACUAUACCUAUGAGCUGGGGACAUGGAUUGGUUUUACUAUCAUGACUCAAUGCGUUCCAGGUAAGCAGAUGAAGAAUAAAGUAUAUCCGAAGAGAAAAGGAAGAAAGUGUCAAGAGAAAAAAGGAGUAAAAUCAUGGGAGCCCAAGGAAACUGUGACUAUCUUCAUCAAAGGUAGGGACGAAAACUUCCUAAAUCUCCAUCCCUGUCUUCGUCAAAGGGUCAUAGUCCAACCAGUGGUCCCAUACUGCCAAAAGGAAACAUGGAGGUUGGUUCUCAAGUUACUCUUCACAUAUAUCAGAAUACAAGGAAAUGUGGAAAAUAUUUUUCCAUAUUGUGUGUUCAAUGCAUUUUAAGAAGGCUCUGCAAAUUAGAUCAAUAAAUGAGUAAGACAUUGUUACAAAGUUUUAAGAACUUAAUGCUAUCAGCAAAGGGACUUUGACUGUUUCUUGAUGAAGUUUAUUUCUCUAAAAAUGUAUAUAAAUUUUUGCAACAAUUUGUAAAGAGAAUAUGCAAUAAAUU